CCUCAGUGUUAACCUCGCAUCCCUCUAAAUCUCCUAAACCGGCUAAAAGGUGAUAGAGAAUACGAUAUACUGCGCGAAUUACGCAGGGAUAAUGAAGGGAUCUGGAUUCGGUGGUUCUAACGGAUUAUUAUUCCUAAUUAUCAUAGCAGGCAUCGUUGUUCUAAAAACAACUACAACGAAUGCACAACAGGAAAGUUACAGUUAUCCAGGAUUUUAUUCACCGAUUUACUUAGAGAGACAAAAUCCUAAAUAUUUGAUGCAAACUAUAUCCAGAUUGAGGCAGGCUUUGAUCAACGAUGAAGAAAUGGAAAACUCGAAACGCGGUUUGGAUUUAGGCUUGGGACGCGGUUUCUCAGGUUCCCAGGCUGCGAAACAUCUGAUGGGGUUAGCGGCCGCAAAUUUCGCCGGCGGUCCAGGUCGUAAACGACGCAGUGAAGACGGAGUUUAAAUCAGAACGAAAACGACGUGAAAAUUCCCCAUUUUUUUUCUCCGUUCAAUUUUUAUAGGUUAGAUUCUUCUCAUCCCCGCAUAAAUUCAUGAAGACGUACAAAAAUAUGUGUAAAGAAGGUGUAUUGUUCGAAAAAAAAAAAAUAAAUCUGGUAUUUUCCUUUUAGGAUUCUGGAUAAGUUCAAUUUUUUUUUGUAAAAUUGAGGUUAGGUAGGUAUGGGAAAAGCGAAAAAGUCGUAAAAAUGAUAUACUACCGGGGUAGUUGGAAAAAAAUUUAUCUUAUUAGUAUUUUUCAAUUCAUAUUGUUUAUUAAUAAAUGAAUAUUAUAUUUAAAAUAGUUGUCGGAAAUUGAAUGUCAGUUUUAUCAAUAAAUACAUUACUCAAAU
This is a messenger RNA of Diorhabda carinulata, 833 nucleotides long. RefSeq names its product diuretic hormone class 2 (gene Dh31). The record is from RefSeq and is a predicted model, not a curated record. The transcript has 4 exons. Gene Ontology annotation, molecular function: diuretic hormone activity; G protein-coupled receptor binding. Lineage: Eukaryota; Metazoa; Arthropoda; Insecta; Coleoptera; Chrysomelidae. Bases 92 to 448 code for a protein of 118 amino acids. Gene Ontology annotation, biological process: body fluid secretion.